GUUCGUUCCCUGUCAGCCUAGAGCGGCCAGGGUCGGAGAACCGCGUACCCCGCCAUGUUCUCCUUGGCGCUGCGGGCCAGGGCGUCCGGCCUCACCGCUCAGUGGGGAAGACAUGCAAGGAAUUUGCAUAAGACAGCAGUGCAAAAUGGUGCUGGAGGAGCCUUAUUUGUGCAUAGAGAUACUCCUGAGAAUAACCCAGAUACUCCAUUUGAUUUCACACCAGAAAACUACGAGAGGAUAGAGGCAAUAGUCAGAAACUACCCGGAAGGGCACAGAGCAGCAGCUGUGCUUCCAGUGCUGGACCUGGCCCAAAGGCAGAAUGGGUGGCUGCCUAUCUCUGCCAUGAACAAGGUGGCAGAAGUUUUACAAGUGCCUCCAAUGAGAGUCUAUGAAGUGGCGACUUUUUACACAAUGUACAAUCGAAAGCCAGUUGGGAAGUACCACAUUCAGGUCUGCACUACUACACCUUGCAUGCUUCGAGACUCUGACAGCAUCCUGGAGACCCUUCAGAGAAAGCUGGGAAUAAAAGUUGGAGAGACUACGCCUGACAAGCUUUUCACUCUUAUAGAAGUAGAAUGUUUAGGGGCCUGUGUAAACGCACCGAUGGUUCAAAUAAACGACGACUACUACGAGGAUCUGACACCCAAGGAUAUUGAAGAGAUUAUUGAUGAACUCAGAGCUGGGAAAGUUCCAAAACCAGGGCCAAGGAGUGGCCGCUUCUGUUGUGAGCCAGCCGGAGGCCUUACUUCUUUGACUGAACCACCCAAAGGACCUGGCUUUGGUGUGCAAGCAGGCCUUUAACUUACAUUCAACUGUAAAAAUGUCACUGGAGAAAUAAAAUAUGAACCUACUA
Molecule: messenger RNA, 853 nt
Organism: Rattus norvegicus (Norway rat)
Lineage: Eukaryota; Metazoa; Chordata; Mammalia; Rodentia; Muridae
Gene: Ndufv2
Product: NADH:ubiquinone oxidoreductase core subunit V2
Exons: 8
Coding region: 55-801 (248 amino acids)
Biological process (GO): mitochondrial electron transport, NADH to ubiquinone; proton transmembrane transport
Cellular component (GO): mitochondrial inner membrane; respiratory chain complex I
Molecular function (GO): oxidoreductase activity; NADH dehydrogenase (ubiquinone) activity
Source: RefSeq, marked provisional